Rubroshorea leprosula is the source of this 1736-nucleotide messenger RNA. The record is from the annotation of a GenBank genome assembly. NCBI's taxonomy places the organism in Eukaryota, Viridiplantae, Streptophyta, Magnoliopsida, Malvales, Dipterocarpaceae.
UCCAACAAACACUCUUCCUCCUCCAGAUUCUUUCUUCUCACCUUCCCCUGUCUUCCCCAAGGACCUCAACCAAACACAUUCUCAUCAACUUCCAUCCCACAAAAUAAAAACAAAUUCAUGAUACUACAACAUUAAUUUGGAAGUAUUGAAUUUUUAUUUAUUGAUGUUGAGGAGGGAAGGAUAUUGUUGUUUGUUCACCUGUAAACCUGGGAAAGUCUGGGGAGUUUUUCUUCGAGGGGAUAUUUGAUUGCAUCCAUGACAUCACUGUCGCUCUCGCUUUGUCUAGGAUGAACGACUCUGCAUACAGGGUUCAAACCACUGCUCGUCUUGCCCAAUGGAGGAUAGACAAUCUUGCUUCUUUCUCCUACCGGAAAUCCGAUCCCUUCAAGAUCGGCAAAUGGAACUGGCAUUUGGUUCUGGAAAAGAACAGGGUUUUAUUUGUUAAAUUAUACCCAGAGAUAUCUAAUUUAACCCGAGAGAAUCCUCCGAUUGCAUCUUUCAUAAUCCGGGUGGUCUCUUCAGCUGGAGAUCGAAAGUCUCUCACUCAUCCAGAAAUAACAGACAAGCAACUGAAGAACAACGACGAUUUUGUUUGGGCAAUUGAGGUUCCUUUAACAGGGAAAUUCAUCAUUGACGUCGAAUUUGUUGAUUUGAAGAUUGCAUCACUAGAGGGUGGGGAACCUUGCUCCAUCUGGGCUGAAGGAUUCAGCCAGAAGAGAUCAAAUGCAACAGCUCUUGCAUCCCUUGGUCGAAUGUUGACAGAAGGCAUUCACACAGACAUUAUAAUUAAUGCCUCCGAUGGAAGCAUUGGAGCUCACCGUGCUAUUCUUGCUGCAAGAUCACCUGUUUUCUGCAGCAUGUUUUCACAUGACCUGAAAGAGAAAGAACACUCAACAAUUAAUAUCUGUGAUAUGUCAAUAGAAGCUGUUCAGGCUUUUCUCAGUUACAUUUAUGGGAACAUUCAACAUGAAGAAUUUCUCACACACCGAUUGGCUCUUCUCCGUGCAGCUGAUAAGUAUGAUGUAUCUGACCUGAAAGAAGCAUGCCAUGAGAGUCUUCUAGAAGAUAUUGAUGCAAAAAAUGUCCUUGAGAGAUUGCAGAAUGCAUCCCUCUAUCAAUUGCCAAAACUGAAGUCCAGUUGCAUGAUAUAUCUCGUAAAGUUUGGUAAAAUAUAUGAUAUCCAAGAUGAAUUCAAUGCUUUCCUGCAUUCUGCAGAGAGGGAGCUUGUAGCUGAAAUCUUCCUUGAAAUUCUCAAUGCUUGGAAAGGUUUCUAAACUUCUGCCUACAAAGAAAGCAGGGGAAAGCAUGUUAAGUCAUUGGUUAUAUUCGUCCAUUAAACAGAUUGCUAGAAAGAUUUAGUGUGAAGGAUUGGUGCGAGGUUAUUUUUUGUGCACGUAGAAUUUAUUCAUGAUUUCAUGUAAAUACAUCUGUUUAUUUGACAUGAACAAUGUAUCCCUGGUUAAAACUAUUCAUGUGUACAUAAUGAUUUGGAUGAAAUUUAAAACUUUUCCCUUCAGACUCUGCCAUGCACAAGAAAUGAAGCAUUGAGAUUUUCUUAGGAACUCUUAACUUCCAAGCAUGGUUUCUGACUAUUGUAAUCGCUGAGGAAUUGUCUACCUUUUUGCCUUGUCGAUUACGCCGAGUUGACUGACACCAACUAAUCUUUUUGAGUUUGAAGCAGGCAAACAGAACACAAGCAAACAAAACAUGCCAUUCAAUCAACAUCAUGACAAUUU